AUGUUGCGUGGCCCAACACAGUAGCAAUUGGAACGCUGCGCCGGUUGCUUCGGUCCUUAUAUAUAGUCAUUUUAUAUAGAAAUCCAUUGCCGCCCGACGCGCGACGCCGCCAUUUUCCGCCGCAUCUACACCGCUACAGUAUACAGGCAGUGCAGUACCACACAGUAUAAUUCUCACCUUCAUUUUCGGCAAUUCGGAUUUCUGUAGACAGCAGCCAAGAUGCCAGGUUUCAGCAGCGUAGGCACUUUCAAGAUAUUUAUUGGAAACUUGGCCGACAAGACGACCAACGCCGACAUCAAGCCGUUAUUUGAAAAAUACGGCAAGGUUGUCGAAUGCGACGUCGUGAAAAAUUAUGGCUUUGUGCACAUGGAAAAUGAAGAAGCAGGAAGGAAUGCCAUUCAAAACCUGAAUGGUAACAUGGUUCAUGGUCAGCCCAUUAAGUGUGAAGCUGCCAAGAGCCGUAAAGGACCCAACACUCCAACUACCAAAAUUUUUGUUGGUAACCUAACUGAUAAUACUAAGGCUCCUCAAGUUCGUGAACUUUUUGCAAAGUAUGGUACUGUGGUUGAGUGUGACAUUGUUCGCAACUAUGGUUUUGUCCAUCUCGAGGCAUCUGGAGAUGUUAAUGAAGCCAUCAAGGAGUUGAAUGGUCAAAUUGUUGAUGGAGAAGCUAUGAAAGUACAAAUUUCAACCAGUCGUGUCCGCCAAAGGCCAGGCAUGGGUGAUCCAGAGCAAUGCUACAGAUGUGGUAGAGGUGGACAUUGGUCAAAGGAAUGUCCCAAGGGUGGUAUGGGUGGUGGCCCUGACAGGAAUGGUUUCAGAGACAGAAUGUUUGGUCGCGACCCUUACCCACCACCACCACCUCCCCCAUUUCUCCGGGACAGACUCAUGGGAGGAGCACGCUUUGGAAACUAUCCUCCUUUCCAAGACUAUGAUAGCUAUUAUGAUCGUCGUGGUUUUGACGAAUCAAGAGACUUGUAUGAGAGAAGGUUCACGGGUAUGACUGGUAUGUCUGGCAAUUAUAACACAGCUGGCAUGGGUUCAAUGCGUGAUACUGGAUUCAGAAGUGGUGGCCAAGAUUAUGGCAUGUUCAGCCGGCGGUCACCACCACCAGCAGGCAACAAUGGAAGAUUUGGAAGCUACAAUAAUAGAGGGAAUUUCGAGGACCCCAAUCAACCUUCAGUUAAUAAUGCAAGACCGGGAAUCCGAGGGCCAUCGCCGUCGCGCCGGUUCGCACCAUACUAAAUCUAUCUCCCUGUGACGCCGCUGAGCCGCUGAGCCUUCGUCGCGGACAACAUACCUCCGCACGAAAACACUACGUCGUCGUCGUCGCCUCUCCUUCGUCGCCGGCCGCCCGCACGCAAUGCAAUUGCUCGCUCGCCUCGCCGUGUUUGUGCAUUUGUCACAUUCUCGAGAAGCGCGAGCGUCGUCGCUGUCGUCGUCACUGCCGCCGGCCGCAGAACGCACGAGCAAUACCUCUCGGAAGGGACGUAAAUAACAAUCAGACACGUCUUGACACGGGAGCUUGAUGAUCUCGGGGAUUCCUUCUAUUUAUCUCAAUCGGGUGUGACUCUUGCAAUGACCGGGCAGCCGUAGAUCGGAGAUAUCGACGCCACAAGCUCAAUACUUUACCAUAUAAUUAAUCGCUAAUCUUAAUCUGCAUUAAUAUUGUUAUCUAUAAAACAAGGACAAACACUACGUAGCACUUCUUUUCCCGACGACAUGGAAUUAUACGGUUAUUUCGAGUUUAACUCAAUACCCACACACGCAAUAUUUACCCAUUCACCUUAUAUUAUUCAAUAUUUAGGUGAAUUAUGGUAUUUAACAUUCAUGGUUUAUGAUUAUUAAUAAUUGUACUCAAAUGGCGACGUCGUGUAUGUAGUAUUGCCCUAAAUUUGAUCAACACACAAUUUCAAUUUACACAUUUUGUAUGAGAAAAUGGCGAGAUUUGAAUCUGUCAUUGCAAACAAAUAGCGCGUCGUUGAAAAAAAAAAUGAUGAUGUUUAUUCGAGUGUGCAAAUAUGAGAAUCGAGAACAUCAGCUCUCAUCAAUGUCUCGCCAUUGUUUUAUGCAUAUAAAAUAUUAUAUGUAUAAAUCUAUAUAAAUAUAUAUAUUUAUUACGAAUAUAUGUGUGCAUUUGUAGGUAUCAUAAUGUGACGAGCCAGUGCUGCUUAUAAAAUCGCGGAAAGAUUAAUGAUUACGAUUAUUAUUGAUAAUGAUGAUGAAAAAGAGAGUUCUUGUGUCAGACGAGCAAUUAGUACUCUAUAUGGGUAACGAAAAAGCCAUGUCUCACAAUGAUCUCCUUUGCUAUAGUGCCAGCUUUCUCGUUUUUGUGUGAACUUUUUUUCAUGAAGGCCAGGGUGUUCAAGCGGACUAGCGGAGUUGAUGUUCCAAUAUGAAUCAUUGAUAUUUUUUCCCUCUUUUUAUUCAUAUUAUAUUAGAUAAAAAUGAUCGAAACAUGUAGACAAAUUCAUGACUAUACGCGUGAAUCUUAUUGUCGAUGUUACGAAAGUUUUCCUUUUUUAUAGUCAUUUUUUCAAGUCCAAUUUAAUUGAUUAAAACUAAUUUAGCAGAUUUAUUUAUUCUACCAAUGAUUUUUAAUGUAGCAUUUACUCCGGAAUUUAGUAUCAAAAUUGCGAACCGAUAGGUUUUGAAUAAUGAAAUGAAUUAAAAGUGACUUAUCAAUAAACUUUGUAACGUUACAAUACGUAACCUUACUGACUAAAUUCACUUACCUUGGAUAAAUUAACUUACAAGAAUAGUUGUAAAAAUGAAUUUGAACGAGACACUUUCAAAAAUUAUGAUGAAUUAUGAAAAUCAUGAGUUUUUAACGGUCGGACUAUGCGUGUACUAUGUUAUUACUCAAAAAACGAAAUUAAUUAACUAUUCGGCUGAAGUUCUCGUACACUGUUUUUUUUUGUAUGUGAUAGCCUAUCGAUCAAUGUUGUAGAAGGGCAAAUUCAAUCUCUAAAUGAUUGUAAAUUGCGCCCAUUUUAAUCGCUCAGCUGUUGAAGUAAUGUGUCAAAAUUUUAAUCAUUUGAUUAGUCAUUAGCUGGUUAAUCGAUUUGAAAGUUGAAUUUCGUUAAACAGCUAGAUUUUUUCAAUAGUUUUUUCUCCUGUACGUAACGUUAUGUCUAGUUUGAACGAAAGCCAGAAUGGAUUAGCUGUAUCUUAAACAAUUAAAUGAUGAAAAAAAUGAAAUUAAUUUAAGGUUAGCAUGUAGAUUAGGAUUAUCCGUACUCGAAGCAAGAAUUAAUAAUAUGCGAUUACAGUAUAAAAACAGCAAUUAAUGAUUAAGUAAAAUGUUACGAUACGCGCAGCGCAGCAGCUGAAUUUUUGCUCGGAUGUCAUUAACAAAAAAAAUAAUGACUUUUGUAUGGUUCGUCGUGUUUUUUCACUCUAUCUAUAGAAAUAUAUGCUAAGUAUAUAUUACGAUGCGAUAGUAAUCCUUUUCUUCCUCGUAAUUGUUUAUUUAAAAUAAAAUGAAUAAAGAAAUCUGUGUACUGAAACAUGUAAUACUUGUGGAUUUCAUCAUAAACAGUCAAACGUGAA
Molecule: messenger RNA, 3552 nt
Organism: Trichogramma pretiosum
Lineage: Eukaryota; Metazoa; Arthropoda; Insecta; Hymenoptera; Trichogrammatidae
Gene: lark
Product: RNA-binding protein lark
Exons: 7
Coding region: 220-1245 (341 amino acids)
Cellular component (GO): cytosol
Molecular function (GO): zinc ion binding; mRNA binding
Source: RefSeq, a predicted model, not a curated record